AUGGCUACUGGAUGUUCCCUGUUGAUUCGAAACCUUUGUUUCGAGACCUCCCCGGAUCGGGUGAGGCAGAUUUUCGAGAAAUUUGGUCGCGUACGAGAUGUCUACCUGCCACUUGACCACUUUUCCAAACGCCCACGGGGCUUUGGCUUCGUGGAGUUCUAUGAGGAGGCCGCAGCGCAGGAGGCGAUGCGCGAGAUGGACCGAACCAUGAUCGACGGCAACGAGGUCUAUGUCAUUAUCGCCCAGGACAGGCGGAAAUCGCCGGAGACGAUGCGGCGUCACCUGGAGCAGACACGACGGGGCCGCGGACCCGAGCGGGAUGGUCGUGAUGGUUACGGACGAGACGAUUUCCGAGGAGGCCGCGGCUAUGCACGCGGCGACAUUCGAGAAGUAGACAUUCGCUACGCGGAAGCAAAUGGAAUACGGCCAGGGUCUUGGGGACCCUCUGGGGCGGCCGGGGGGGCCCCCCUUUCGGGCGCAGAAGCCGAUCGCCGAGACCACGUGGAAGAAGGAGCCACUCCAGAGAAUACGACGGUCCUCGAUAUCGACGCGACGGCUAUGACAGGCCCAGAUACGGUGGAGGCCCCUACGACAGCUACUCCAGGGGUUACAGGGGGCGCUCGCGUUCCCGAUGACAUGUGA
Besnoitia besnoiti is the source of this 642-nucleotide messenger RNA. RefSeq names its product RNA recognition motif-containing protein. The record is from RefSeq and is a predicted model, not a curated record. Gene Ontology annotation, molecular function: RNA binding. Lineage: Eukaryota; Apicomplexa; Conoidasida; Eucoccidiorida; Sarcocystidae. The coding region runs from base 1 to 642 and encodes 213 amino acids. The transcript is spliced from 5 exons.